AUGGGGCAAGGCAAAGUUGUUUUAGAUCGAGAACUUAAUAAGUAUGUUUCAACGCCCCGAGUGAAAUCCUAUUUUUCAGUGGACACAGCUUACGUCGCAAAGAAAUUGGCUCUUCUUGUUUUCCCUUUCAUGAAUAGAGAUUGGUCGAUAAAGUACAAUCCAGAUGAGCCAGUACAGCCACGAUAUGAACUGAAUGCACCUGACCUGUACAUACCUGCAAUGGCUUUUGUCACAUAUUUGCUCAUCGGUGGUAUAGCACUUGGCAUUCAAGAGCGUUUCAGUCCUGAAGGAUUAGGCAAUCUGGCCAGCACAACACUAAUCUUGUUGCUUCUUGAAUUUUUCGGCCUUAGGAUGACACUGGACGAUAUGAAUAUUGAAACGAAACUUAAUUCAUUUGACUUUCUGGCAUUUUCAUCUUACAAAUAUGUCGGAAUGAUUGUUGCUGUCGUAGUUAGCUUCAUUAUGCCAUAAGCCUAUCAUUUUGCUCUCGUAUAUUUUAGUGCAGCCACCAUGGUCUUCUUAAUUCGUUCCCUGAAAUUUCAUUUAAUCCCAGAGUCAUCGCCUGACGCGUAUGCUGAAAACAAUGCUAGUUUCAGCGUGGAGGGCUCCGAACGCCGGAUCGGCUUUUUGUAUUUCAUGGGAGCGUUGCAGCCACUUAUGAUGUGGUGGUUAACUGGACCACUAGCACGCCCAUGGAUCAUGUGACAGUAGAACGAAUGGAGCGCUUCCCCAUUUCAUCUGAUUGACCAGUCUCUUCUCCGGGCGUGUUUUCGUUUUCAGAUGUUAUAAAUUUUUGCCAAGACCUAAAUUCUGAAUGCAAUGUCAUUUGAAAAAUUUGAAA
Daphnia carinata is the source of this 841-nucleotide messenger RNA. Its product is annotated as protein YIF1A-like. The transcript has 4 exons. Gene Ontology annotation, cellular component: endoplasmic reticulum membrane; endoplasmic reticulum-Golgi intermediate compartment; COPII-coated ER to Golgi transport vesicle. Lineage: Eukaryota; Metazoa; Arthropoda; Branchiopoda; Diplostraca; Daphniidae. The record is from RefSeq and is a predicted model, not a curated record. Gene Ontology annotation, biological process: endoplasmic reticulum to Golgi vesicle-mediated transport.